Molecule: messenger RNA, 444 nt
Organism: Melanaphis sacchari
Lineage: Eukaryota; Metazoa; Arthropoda; Insecta; Hemiptera; Aphididae
Product: 36.4 kDa proline-rich protein-like
Exons: 2
Coding region: 1-444 (147 amino acids)
Source: RefSeq, a predicted model, not a curated record
AUGUCAAGACCUCCAGCACAUCCUAAAGGCUGGGCACCAGCACCAUCGGUGAAUUCUCCGCCUGUGUCUUUCAGACCUGCGACUCCAACACGACACUCGCCGAUCCACCGUCUCCCACCACCGUACAUUCCUUGCCCAAAACCGAUGAGACCCACAUCAUCUCCAUUGCCUGCUACUGUACCACAACCUUUUAGAUACCCAUCACCGUGCCCAUCACCGCAAGUAUAUGAACCGUCUACAUCAAUGCCGUCGUAUAGACCUCGAGAAUUUGUGGUACUCGAAGCUCCGUCACCGCAACAGUGGUCAGACGAAGAAAAUAUGACCGAUGGUCGUUCAACAGCGGAAAUAAUUGCGCAACAAUCACAGGAUUAUGUUGAUGAAAAAUUAGCAGAAUAUCAGGCUACAAUUUACAUGCUACAAGGUAAUAAUGAUAAAACAUCCUAA